AUGGGUAAGAGAAAGGAAGAAAGUAUUUUGAAGCCUGGAUCCCACAAAAGACAGAGACAAGAAUACACAGAUGAACAUAGCGAUGAGUCUAAUGAAGAAGAAAAUUCACAGUCAUCAGCUGAUAGUAAUUUCUCUUUACUGUCGACUGCAGGGGAAGUUGGCAUAAUUGAAAGUAUCCAGCUGAAGAACUUCAUGUGCCAUUCGAUGUUGGGGCCUUUUCAGUUUGGAUCAAAUCUCAAUUUUGUUGUUGGAAACAAUGGAAGUGGAAAAAGUUCUGUAUUAACUGCUCUUAUUGUUGGACUUGGUGGAAAAGCCACUGCAACUAAUAGAGGUUCCUCGUUAAAAAUGUUUGUACGAGAUGGAGAGACUUCUGCAGAUAUUUCUAUAACGUUGCGAAACCAAGGUAGAGAUGCGUUUAAACCAGAAGUGUAUGGUGGCUCUAUUAUUGUGAAUCAACACAUUAAUCUGGAUGGAAGCAGAAGUUAUAGACUGAAAAGCAAAUCUGGGACCUUAGUUUCUUCAAAGAAAGAGGAACUCGUAGGAAUACUGGAUCACUUUAAUAUACAGGUAGAUAAUCCUGUGUCUGUUUUAACCCAAGAGAUGAGUAAGCACUUUUUACAGUCUAAAAAUGAAGGUGACAAGUACAAGUUUUUUAUGAAGGCAACGCAGCUGGAACAAAUGAAAGAGGAUUAUUCAUCUAUUAUGAAAACUAAAGAAAAUACAUGUAUUCAGAUAGAACAAGGAGUAGAGCGUCUUCAAGAACUUAAGCUGCUUUAUUGUGAAAAAAAGGAACGUUACAAAAGCAUUGGGUUUGUGAAUGACAUGCGAAAUCAUCUUGAAGAUUUGAAACAUAAAAUGGCGUGGGCAGUGGUGGGUGAAAUGGAAAGAGAAAUACAGCCAAUCAAAGAAGGCAUCAGAGCUGAAGAAGGAAAUACAGAGAAGUUUGUUAAGAAGAUAGAAGAAUGCCAGGUGAAAGUGAAUGAAGCAGAAGAAAAGUACAAAGCAAUACAAAACAAGUUAAUAACAAUAAGUGAAGAAGCACAAGCCCUGCAUCCUCAGUGUAUUUCUUUGAAGGCUGAUGUGCAGGCAAGAAGAAAAGCAGUCAAUGAAGCUGAGGUACUUUAUAAUCGUUUCAAAACUGAGUUAAAACGUCUGGGAAAAGAUGAUGAACAGCUACGUAAACGAAUUGAAGAACUGAAAAGCAGUGCUAAUCAGGUUUCAGAGCCUGAAAAAUUAGAAAGACAAAGGAAAAUCACAUGCUUAAGGGAACAGUUAAAGGCGCUCCAUGAUGAAGAAAUAAUGAUUAGUCAACAGGUGGAUCAGUUUCAGCAGGCUAUAUAUAAGUGUAAGGAAGAACAUGCUAGACUUAGGAGAGAGGACUGUGAUGCGAAACAAGCACUGGAUGCCAAGCAGAAACAGCUGAGUGAGCUGAAAGAUAGUAAAACAAAUACCUUGAAAAGAUUUGGACCACAUAUACCAGCAUUCCUUGAAGCAGUUGAAAUAGCCUAUAGGCAAGGGCGCUUUAAACACAAACCGGUUGGACCUUUAGGUGCUUUCAUUCAUCCAAAAGAUGCUGAGCUAACCUUGGCUAUUGAAUCUUGUUUAAAGAGCCUAGUUCGAGCAUUUUGCUGUGAUAAUCAUAGUGAUGAAAGAACUCUUCAGCAACUGAUGGCAAAAUAUUAUCCACAUGGAUUUAGACCUCAAAUAAUUGUAAACAAAUUUCAGAAUGAAGUUUAUGAUGUUAGACACAGAGGAGUUCGUCAUCCAGAAUUCCCAUCGGUUCUCACAGCAUUGGAAAUAGAUCAUGCAGUGGUUGCCAAUUGUUUGAUUGAUGUGAGGGGUAUAGAAACAAUCCUGCUGAUUAAAAGUAGCCAUAAAGCUCGUGAAGUAAUGCAGGCUAAUCGGCCCCCAAAAAAUUGUAGAGAAGCUUUCACUGCUGAAGGUGAUCAAGUAUUUGAAAGACGGUAUUACUCUUCUGAUUACGUCAGACCCAAGUUCUUAAGCAAAGAUGUUGAAGCAGAAAUAAGUCACUUGGAGAAGGAAAUUGAAAACAAAAAGGCACAGUUGACAGCAUCUCAACAAUGUUUAUAUUCCAUUGAAAAUGAGAUUAGGCAGAAUGAAGAUCAUCUUCAUCAUCAUCGGCGACACCAGAAAGAACUACAGAUAAAAAUAAGAACAACAAAUGCAGAAAUAGCAGAUCUUGAAAAUAUGGAAGAACACCAGUCGGUGGACAUCCGUAUAUUAGAAGAUGAAGCUGAAGAAAAUAAGGGUAAGAUGGAGUCUGUAAAAAAAGACAUGCAGCAACAAAGCAGAAAAAUGGAAGAACUGAAAAAUGUUCUCCAGGUAGCUGAAAAAAACUUUGAAGAAAUGAAAGAAAAAAUUCAUCAAGUAGAAGAAAUUGGUGGUCCAAUUAAGGAUGAAUUAAACCAAGCUGACUCAGAAGUGGAAAACAGUAAACGCCGUUUGCAGCACUAUGAAGACAAACAGAAAGAACACUUGGCUUGCAUAAAAAGACAUAAAGAAUUACUAGCUGCCAAAGAAAAAGAAUUAGAGGAAAAAAUUGCACAAGCUAGGCAAAUCUACUCAGAGCGCAUAGAGGUCAGCAGAACUGUUAAGAGUCUUGAUGCAGAAAUGAAUCGCUUGAGAGAGAGAAUAAAUUCAGAAAAUGAUCGCCAUGGAAACAGAGAAGAAAUAGUACAGCAAUUUCAUGAUGCAAAGGAACGAUAUGAGGAUGCAAACAGUAAAGUGAAGAAUUUAAAGAAAUUUAUUAGGCUGCUGGAAGAAAUAAUGACACAGAGAUUCAAAAUAUAUCGGCAGUUCUUAAGGCUCCUUUCUUUACGAUGCAAACUCUACUUUGACCAUUUAUUACGUAUUCGAGCUUGCUCUGGAAAAAUACUUUUUGAUCACAAGAAUGAGACACUUUCAAUAACAGUUCAGCCUCGAGAGGAAGACAAAGGUGGCCUUAAUGAUGUGAGAUCUUUAUCAGGAGGUGAACGUUCCUUCUCAACAGUUUGUUUCAUUCUUUCUCUGUGGUCCAUUACCGAAUCUCCCUUCAGAUGCUUGGAUGAAUUUGAUGUCUACAUGGACAUGGUUAACAGAAGAAUUGCAAUGGAUAUGAUUCUUAAAGUGGCUGACUCUCAGCAGCAUCGCCAGUUCAUUUUGCUCACCCCACAAAGCAUGAGUUCUCUACCUACGAGUUCCCGUAUUCGAAUCCUCCGAAUGCAAGACCCUGAAAGAGGCCAAAGAACAUUGAAUUUCCAAAAUAGGAAUGACAAAGAGGAAGAUCAAUAA
Molecule: messenger RNA, 3291 nt
Organism: Nipponia nippon (crested ibis)
Lineage: Eukaryota; Metazoa; Chordata; Aves; Pelecaniformes; Threskiornithidae
Gene: SMC6
Product: structural maintenance of chromosomes 6
Biological process (GO): double-strand break repair via homologous recombination
Cellular component (GO): site of double-strand break; Smc5-Smc6 complex; nucleus
Molecular function (GO): damaged DNA binding; single-stranded DNA binding
Source: RefSeq, a predicted model, not a curated record